Messenger RNA from Prunus armeniaca (apricot), 384 nucleotides. The record is from the annotation of a GenBank genome assembly. Lineage: Eukaryota; Viridiplantae; Streptophyta; Magnoliopsida; Rosales; Rosaceae.
AUGGCUAAUUGUCAAAAGUCGUCGAGUAUGGAUGUUAGCUGGGCUUUUAUAUGGAACAUUAAGGCUCCCCCCAAAAUUAAAUAUUUCCUUUGGUUGCUGCAACAAGAUAAACUCUUAACAAAUGAUCAAAGAGUUAAAAGGAAGAUGACCAUGACUGCCAAUUGUGAUAUUUGUGGUGCCCCAAUGGAGAAUGCAGCUCAUAUUGUACAGAAUUGCCCAGUGGCAAUUUCAGUUUGGCAUCAGUCCCUUAUGCCUAUGAAUCUGAGUUUGCUGCAGGCUGUUGAUCUUCAUACUUGGGUUGCAAAAAAUUUACACAACUCUACAAUUUUGGCUUAUGGAGUGGAGUGGUCAACCAUGUUUGCUUUCACUUGUUGGUUUCUUUAA